Brassica oleracea var. oleracea is the source of this 1794-nucleotide messenger RNA. RefSeq lists its product as uncharacterized. The record is from RefSeq and is a predicted model, not a curated record. The transcript has 4 exons. NCBI's taxonomy places the organism in Eukaryota, Viridiplantae, Streptophyta, Magnoliopsida, Brassicales, Brassicaceae. Gene Ontology annotation, molecular function: hydrolase activity, hydrolyzing O-glycosyl compounds. Bases 31 to 1704 code for a protein of 557 amino acids.
GAAACAAGAAAACACAACUGCAUACAAGCAAUGACGAGAAAAGAGCCAAAACACAUGUUUUGCUUUUUCCCCUUCUUCUGUUUCUUCUUCUCAUUCAUUGCACAAAACACCGUCCCAAACAUGGCUUAUCCACUCUCAACAAGCUCCCGUUGGAUUGUCGACGAGAAUGGUCAACGAGUGAAGCUAGCGUGUGUGAACUGGCCAUCGCACCUCCAGCCCGUGGUGGCUGAAGGGCUGAGCAAGCAACCGGUGGACGCUGUGGCCAAGAAGAUAGUUGAAAUGGGUUUCAAUUGUGUUAGGUUAACUUGGGCGUUGGAUUUGAUGACUAAUGAGACAUUAGCUAAUAAUGUCACAGUGAGGCAAUCUUUUCAAAGCUUUGGUCUUAAAGAUGACAUUGUUGGCUUCCAAACUAACAACCCCUCCAUUAUUGAUAUCUCCCUCAUUGAAGCUUUCAAGAUGGUGGUUACUACAUUAGGAAACAAUGAUGUGAUGGUUAUAUUAGACAACCACCUAACCAAACCAGGGUGGUGCUGCGCCAACAACGACGGUAACGGUUUUUUCGGUGACAAGUUCUUCGAUCCCACCGAAUGGACCGCCGCUUUGAGUAAAAUGGCGGCGACGUUCGAUGGCGUCUCUAAUGUCGUUGGCAUGAGUCUAAGGAAUGAACUUAGAGGGCCUAAACAAAACGCGGACGACUGGUUCAAGUAUAUGCAACAAGGAGCGGAAGCAGUUCAUGCAGCAAACAAGAACGUACUUGUAAUCCUGUCCGGUCUAAGUUUCGACGCCGAUCUCUCUUUCGUUAGGUCCAGACCCGUAAAACUAUCAUUCACCAAAAAACUCGUGUUCGAGCUCCAUUGGUACUCUUUCAGUGACGGAAACUGGGCGACCAACAACCCUAACGAUAUCUGCGGUCGAGUUCUAAACCGGAUAAGAAACGGUGGCGAGUUUCUCCUCAACAAAGGCUUUCCCUUGUUCCUCAGCGAGUUUGGUAUAGACGAAAGAGGAGGAAACGCAGAUGAUAAUCGCUAUUUCGGAUGUGUAAGUGGUUGGGCGGCCGGUAAUGAUGUUGAUUGGUCGCUAUGGGCCCUAACCGGAAGUUAUUACUUGAGAGAAGGUAAGGUCGGUUUGGUUGAGUAUUAUGGUGUGUUGGAUUCGGAUUGGAUUAGCGUUCGAAACUCGAGUUUCUUGCAAAAGAUCACUCUUCUUCAAUCUCAGCUUCAAGGACCGGGGCCUUCAACUGAUGCUUACAAUCUGGUUUUCCAUCCAUAUACCGGACUCUGCCUAGUACGGUCUCUCAAUGACACGACAAUGCUUACUCUUGGUCCAUGCAACAGUUCCGAACCAUGGAGCUACACUAAGCAAACACUACGAAUCAAAGACCAGUCUUUGUGUUUACAGAGCAACGGACCAGGAAACAGGGUUACGAUGACUAAGACGGAUUGUUCAAGUCCCGGUUCAAUAUGGCAGACUAUCUCGGCAUCUAAGAUGCACUUAGCUUCAACAACAAGUAACAACACUUCUGUUUGCCUUGACGUGGCCGCAGACGACAAAGUUCUGGCUAAUGCUUGCAAAUGUCUGAGUAAGGACAGUUCUUGUGAGCCAAUGAGCCAAUGGUUCACUAUCAUUAACGCAACAAGGCCAUUGAAGGGAUCAAGACUGUACAAACAGUUGGAGAAUUUGUCUCCCAAAUCGGAUUUGCUGUAAAGCUCUUAAUAUGACUAGCAAACUAUUAGAAAAUUAAUUAAGUCCUCGUUUUAGAUUAGAAAAAUAAUCAAGAAAAUGUUAGAAUAUCUC